Messenger RNA from Vicugna pacos (alpaca), 2719 nucleotides. RefSeq names its product Yip1 domain family member 7 (gene YIPF7). Gene Ontology annotation, biological process: vesicle fusion with Golgi apparatus; endoplasmic reticulum to Golgi vesicle-mediated transport. The record is from RefSeq and is a predicted model, not a curated record. NCBI's taxonomy places the organism in Eukaryota, Metazoa, Chordata, Mammalia, Artiodactyla, Camelidae. Gene Ontology annotation, cellular component: membrane; trans-Golgi network.
AGAAACUUGUAUAUGGAGAAAGCAAGUCAUCUUUUCAUGAGCUGAUUUGUUAAAAAUUUCUCAAGGAAAGCUACGUUGUUGGAGGAUCUUGCAGCAUAAAAUAAUAUAAAGGAUGUCCAACUUGGGACAGUUUGACACUGACUUUUACCAAUCUAACUAUACCAUUGAUAAUCAGGAGCAGAACUGCAAUGAUUCCAAUGCCUAUGAAAAUUUUUAUGGAUCUAGAAAACAACCAGCCGGUGAGCAGCCUCCAUCUGCCUUUGUCCCACCAGAGAUGCUCAUGUCACCAGGUUACGCAGGACAAUUUUUUCAGCCAGCAUCCAACCUGGAUUAUUAUUCACAAUCUUCUUACAUUGACAGUUUUGAUGAAGAGCCUCCUUUACUAGAAGAACUUGGAAUUAAUUUUGAUCACAUAUGGCAAAAAACCUUGACAGUGUUAAACCCACUGAAGCCAGCAGAUGGCAGCAUUAUGAAUGAAACAGACCUCACAGGGCCCAUCCUGUUUUGCGUUGCCCUAGGAGCCACGCUACUUCUGGCAGGAAAAGUCCAGUUUGGUUAUGUGUACGGCAUGAGCGCCAUCGGCUGCCUAGGGAUUCACGCCUUACUAAACUUGAUGAGCUCCUCAGGGGUGUCCUGUGGCUGCGUGGCCAGUGUGCUGGGUUACUGCCUGCUCCCCAUGGUCAUCCUGUCCAGCUGCGCCAUCUUCUGUUCCCUGCAGGGCAUCUUUGGAAUGGUGUCGGCCCUGGUCAUCAUCGGCUGGUGCAGUCUCUCAGCCUCCAAAAUUUUCAUUUCUGCCCUGGACAUGGAAGGACAGCAGCUUCUCAUUGCCUACCCUUGUGCCUUACUUUAUGGACUUUUUGCUCUCCUAACAGUUUUUUGAAGAGCGUUUGAGACAGCAUUACAGGAUUCUGUUUGUUUGCUGUGCAGAUUAUCCUGGAAAUGUAUUAGCAUUCAAAUUUGGUAAUAUGAUUUCUAUUUUAUUGCUGUUGAGAGAAUAAUAAGCAGAGAGACAAAACAGCACUUAAGGAUGGGGCUCUAAUAGGCUGUUUGGUUUGAAUGAUGAUUUGCUUUUGGGUUGGUGCAUUAAAACAGUUUAGAAUGCUUUAUAAAGGAAGAUAGUUGUACUGAUGGACCCUGCUUUUCUCGAUAGAUGUAUUUCUGAGAAAUUGUGAGUAAAUAAAAUCAUAGGCUGACUGGGUAAAGGAAAUCUGCAGUGAGUCUUUUCAGAAAACUUCAUGAUGACUCAGGCUGUGCACAAGUGAUUAAAGUCACAUUGUCCAGCACCUGUGGAGAAUUGUAGGGGAGGGCUAUUUAGGGUUUUAUUUACCUGAGAGUCAAAGAAUCUCCUGUCUUUCAAUUCAUUUACUUUCACAACUGUUGUUUGGUCCCAUGUGAACAACGCAUUGACUCACCACUUUUUCAAGCCCUCACUUCCUUCUUACUUGGUUUAGAUGUAUGGUCCGUUACUAUAUGUUCUCCCUUGAAUACAUACAUCCUCAGUAACCUUGCCAUUUGCUCCCUAAAUAGAUGAAGGUAACUGGAGGAAAUCCAACUUGUUUCUCUUUAAUUGUAUUACUGUAUCUUAAAUGGCUGCUCAGUAUUGCCUUUUGAGUCCUAUUACAUUACCCUAUAAAUUUGCUUUCUCACUUUCUGAAAUGAUUGUGACACACCAUUUCUUCACUGCUCAAAUCUGCAAUAUGCCUUUCUUACUGUUAGUUGAUGACCUUUCUUAUUUCAUUGAAAGAAAUAUCCAGGAGAAAAAUGCAUCUUCCCAUCACAAGAUAUGUCAACCUACAUGCAUCUUUAUAGACAAAUGUGUAUAUAUGUUUAUGUAUAUGUGCACGCACGCACACACACACACACUCCCUCUUGUCACACAUUCUCUCUUUUCACUUCUUUUCCUCUCCACAUGCAGCCCCUCCACCUGUGUAACCAGUGUUUUCCUCUUGACCUAUCAUUCAUAUCAGCACAUAAACAUGUUUCAAUAUCUCUUAUCUUAAAAUAAAAAUCCUUUGGCUCAACAUCACUCUCCAGUUAUGGCUCAUUUCUCAGUGGCAAAAAUCUUUGAAAGGGUGGCCAUUGUCUCUGGUUCCACUUUAGCACUAUGACUUCUCUUUUUUGCAGUCAAAAUUUCAUCACUCUAUUCACCAAGACCACCUUUGUCAAAUCAGCAACAACCUCUACAUCUUGCUAAAUCCAAUGGUCAACUCUCAUUCAUUCAUGUUGUGUAAACCCCCAGAGGUAUUUGAUUUCCCUCCUCACCAAUUUCCUCCACCCCACAUGCUGAAGCACUUCUUUACUAGGCUUUUGUCUUUUCGUCCAUUUUUAUCUACCUCACUAUUGGCUCCUUCUUUAUCCCCUUGGCUAGUUUUUCUUCCUCUUCUCAACUCUCAAGUUUCCUCUCUGUCUGUACUCACUUGCUAGAUGAACUCACUCAAUUGCAUUGCUUUAAAAUCUGAUGACUCCCAAAUUUCCACCUCUCCCUUGAGCUCUUUAUAGGUAUAUAACUUAAUACUUUCAUUUGAUUUUUAAUAUAAUACUCUCAAAAAUAGCAUAUCUGAAACCAAACCCUCGCUUCUGUUUUGUUCCUCCUCCCAACUUACUCACCUCUACAACAGGAAUCACAAAUCACCCAGCUGUUCACUCUAAAAAACUAGUAGUCUGUCUUCAUCACUCUUUUACUUUGACAUCCAACAUCUAAUCCACAGAAAAUCCUGUU